Messenger RNA from Protobothrops mucrosquamatus (brown spotted pit viper), 328 nucleotides. RefSeq names its product calcium/calmodulin-dependent protein kinase kinase 1-like. The record is from RefSeq and is a predicted model, not a curated record. Gene Ontology annotation, biological process: CAMKK-AMPK signaling cascade; protein phosphorylation; activation of protein kinase activity. The annotation marks the transcript as partial. Gene Ontology annotation, molecular function: ATP binding; protein kinase activity. The transcript is spliced from 3 exons. Lineage: Eukaryota; Metazoa; Chordata; Lepidosauria; Squamata; Viperidae.
UGCAUUAUCAGAAGAUCAUUCACCGAGACAUCAAACCAUCAAACUUGCUCUUGGGGGACGAUGAACAUGUCAAAAUUGCUGAUUUUGGAGUGAGCAAUCAGUUUGAAGGCAGUGAUGCCCAGCUCUCCAGCACUGCUGGGACCCCAGCCUUCAUGGCCCCCGAAGCUAUUUCAGAUUCUGGAAAGAGCUUCAGCGGAAAGGCUCUAGAUGUCUGGGCAAUGGGUAUUACUCUCUUUUGUUUUGUAUAUGGGAAGUGUCCCUUCAUUGACGAAUUCAUCCUGGCGCUUCACAACAAGAUCAAAAACAAGCCCGUGGAGUUUCCAGAAGA